Alternaria incomplexa is the source of this 1146-nucleotide messenger RNA. RefSeq lists its product as uncharacterized. The transcript has a single exon. Gene Ontology annotation, molecular function: metallopeptidase activity. Lineage: Eukaryota; Fungi; Ascomycota; Dothideomycetes; Pleosporales; Pleosporaceae. The coding region runs from base 1 to 1146 and encodes 381 amino acids. The record is from RefSeq and is a predicted model, not a curated record.
AUGCUGACGCUCCACUCGCUCUUGCACCUCCCUCCCGUACUCCUCGCUGGCCUCGUAGCACGCGCAUACGCAGCCCCCGAUGGCGUUAUCGGCGACGACAAGGGCGCGGACAGGCCUACCUACGCGACAGCUCUCACGGGUGGCGAGGGCUGCGACUUCUCCGAGAUUGAAGACAUCCGCGAUGGCUUCUCCGAGAUGACAAUUCUCUUCGCCGCCGCCACGCCCUUCGACCUCACAUCCCAACCCGCACGAGAGUUCUUCGGCCCCUCGAUAAACGCCAACUACACCGACAUGAUAGCCACGAACCUGCAACGCGCCGCCAACUUCGGCGUCCUGGAAGGAGGAACCGGCGCCGUAAACUCUGACAUCCACAUUCGCUGCGACGACCCCAUGGACCUCUGCGACAAAGGCAACAAGCGCGAAGGCGACCACGCCGCCUACAACAUCGGCAACGAACCACACAUCGUCUUCUGCUCCGACUACUUCCGCAUGGACUCGCUCAAUAAUCGUAUUAAUAAGAAAGCCGACAACCAAAUGGAGAAAGACCGGCUGAUGGAAUACUACAACCGCGCCUCCCUCUGGGCACGAAUGGUGAUGCACUUCGCCUCCAUCGGCACAGCCGUCGUCCAACGCCCCAUGCCCGCACCUCCCAACUCGACAUCCGAAUGGCUCAUCUCCGUCUCGGAAGGCGCAAUGAACACGUCCGUCCUCGCCGGCGUUCUCAACGAACAACCCGAAACGCCCACCGACUUCCAAACUCUCAAAUACGCAUACGGCGCCACGCGCUCGAAACUCCUCGCCGUCCUCUCCACGCAAAUGUCAUAUGAUGCGGCGAACAACGCGGAGAAUUAUGCGUUGUACGCGCUGGCGCAGUAUAUCAUUCAGAACAAAGGAUUCUAUCCUGCGGUUCCGAUUAUGGAUUUUCCGAAUGAGGCGAGUGUGCUUACGAAUGAGAACUUGCAGGAUGGCGAGAGAGUCAAGUAUGCGUAUUUCGAUGCUGUGGAUGUGGUGGCGAGACCGACGGAUAUGGAACUCAAGGGUGCGCCGUUGCCUUCGAAGGGUGCGGUGGUGAAUGCUAGAGGAGUGGGGAUUAUGGUUGUUGCGUUGGGGAUUGGAGCUACGCUUCUACUGGCGCCGUUCGGAUGA